Messenger RNA from Aspergillus homomorphus CBS 101889, 3490 nucleotides. RefSeq names its product sporulation-specific 71 family protein. Lineage: Eukaryota; Fungi; Ascomycota; Eurotiomycetes; Eurotiales; Aspergillaceae. The coding region runs from base 171 to 3362 and encodes 1063 amino acids. The transcript is spliced from 3 exons. The record is from RefSeq and is a predicted model, not a curated record. Gene Ontology annotation, cellular component: prospore membrane. Gene Ontology annotation, biological process: ascospore-type prospore membrane formation; protein localization to prospore membrane.
GUGUCGGUUCCUGGCCGAUGCCAGAUCUGCAUCUCAACCUCCAUCUUUUCCUGGUUCGAUUGCAAAAUCAUCCUUUGUCCUUGAGGACAUCCUAGCUUUCUUUCUCCCGGAGAAUUACAGGAGAUGUCAUGACCUCUCGUUCGGCUCCGGAGCAGCAUUCCAGUGACGGAAUGUCUACUGAUCCUUGUCUCGGAUAUCAAGGCUCCAAGUAUCGCGGGCUAGAUCCCGACUCCCAUACUGCAGAGAAAUUGCAUCAUGCCUCCCCCAAGCACAUCCAUAUGACGAAUCGGCGGUUCUUCAUCGGCCCAAUCCCGCAGGGCUGGUUGCAGAAUCACCGCAAGUCAUGGUGGAGGUCGAGGCUAAGGCUUAGUAAAUACUCCUCGAGAACUGUCACUUUCUCUGCUGAUCCCAUGGUCGCGCGUUACACUGAGGAGUAUGACAGUGAGGAAUAUGAAUCAUCUCCCGAAGAAGAGUCAGCUGGUCUGGCCGACACAACAGAAGACGAGGAAACAGAACGGGACCUAGAGGACGAGAUCAGUGAUCGCGAGUCGCGCCUGCGAAAGAGCUUACAAACUAUACCCUACACUCUCUCCGAGGAGCACGAAGUCUCGCGAACGAUCACUGCGGAUACUAGCCAGUCAAUUUCGAGCUCAACAGCGAACUACGAAGGCGCGUCUACUAGGAGACAAGAUGGCGGCUCUGCUUACUACACGGCGCAUGAGCGCGGCCCUAGCGAUGCAUCCCUGGAACCCAGCAUGGUGCAACAGGAGCAAGCCACGCAGGAACAGGACAGGCAAACUCUACAGGUUCCUAGCCAAUAUGCCGAGAGUCAGUCAAGCCCCAUGAUUCCUGCUAGCGAUCAUGGAUCCACAACUGGGUUGCUAAGGCCAGCUUCGCGAUCCAAAGGAAAGGGAAGGCUACCUUCGACGGCAACAUCUACAGAUUUAGAGCAGCAUGAGCCUCGUGUUGAGAGCGAUGAAGAGCAAUCGAUUCCGCAAGGGAAGCGAGUGCGAAGCAACCCUUUACACCCUUUUCACAAGAAGGCGGUCAAAUACAACCUGGAUGACAAUCUACUGGACAAACAACAACGGCUUUUCUCUCGCAUAUCAAGGACACAGGGAGUGUUGUCGCGACACCGCCCCCACCGGCGGAAAAUCCAAGAAGGGGAGGUACUGAAAGCAGAGAAAAUGCUCGUCCGAAUUGAGGAGACACUACAGGAUAAGCUCCCCGACGACUAUACGGAAAAUGAUAGUCUCAAGUCCGAAAACCGAGUCGUGGAUCAAUGGCGCGAAUACCUCGUGGCGUGUCGAGUAUCUUCUAAUCCAGAUGCGCCAUUCUCCCUGCAGAUGUACAAGACUCGUGUCAUUCCUGAGGUCCAAAAAGCCGGCACGCGGGUUUCACCGCAGUAUGAUAUACCACUGGGUCGCAAAAAGACCAAGGUCAACCUUUACUCCCACUUGGACAAGACAAUUGUCCUCUGGGGCCCCUGCAAGCGUGGGACGAAGAUCUUUAUCAUACGGCCAAAGUCUGCGGCGCAUGCUAUGGAAUGGUACACCUUCCUGAGCCAGGUGCUAGGAAAGCGCCGUCCGUCAUCACUCCCAAUCUAUGUCCCCGACCUUGGCGUGUCACUCGUGUUCAAAAAUCCCUUCGAACAACUUGAAGCAAUAUAUUCGAAGAAAGGGAAGGGUGGUGUGUUGGGCCGAGCUGCAACAGAGGAGAAAUCUGUCGCCGCAGCCAUUGUACGUGGGUGCUUGGAAAUGCUGGAGCACCGCCCUGAAUGGGCCGAGGUCCUGAAUCGCUGGAUGAAAACUGAGAUCAUGGGGCUUGCGUGGAAACGGUAUGAUCGAUUGGAAUGGGUGUUCGGCAGCAACGAGGCGAACAUGUACGGAUCAAUCGCGAUGCAUACCACUCACGAGCUUGAGCUGCGACCGAGGCAACAUUAUCAUACGCAUGUCAAACACGACACCGAAAAAGAGGAUGAGCCUGCGCCCGUGGAAGGGUUCCUUGUGCGCCUCACGUCACAACGUGGCGUACAUCAGCGGUUAAACAAGAUGUUCUUCAAAAGACUGUAUUUCUUUACCCAAGAUCACCACUUGUUUUUCUGCAGGCCCUCAAAAUCACUACCUCCAGCACCUCCAAAGCUUGACCGCGAUGCGUCGACUAUGCCCACAACCCAACAGAUCAUGGAUGCUUCUCCUCUUUCUUACGACAUUGAUCCCUAUCCGUUACAAGACGGAGAGAUUACAUGGUUGUCAAGUGGUAAUAAGGAACACGUUGUGAAACAUGACGAGGAAGCCUACGCGCAACAGCAAAGAAACGCCCAUAACAUCGAGCAUGCGGACGGCUUCCUUGAUCUAAGUCGGGUAAAAGAAGUCCGUAAUGUUCACCGUGAUAGCUGCCCUGCCGAUCCCAAUCUCGAACAAGGGCCGGAUGUCGAAUUCCAUUCUGACGCGAGAGACUCGCACAGGGAUGACGGUGCUACGAAGCAGUUCGAUGAUGACAGGACGUUCGAGAUGCUAUUGCACAAUGACCUUGUUGUUCGAUUCCAGGCGUACGAUGAAAUCACAAAGAAUGAAUGGAUGAAACGGCUGGAUGCCUUGGUGAAAUACUGGAAAGUCCGGCUGGCGGCUGAUGCAGCAGAGUUGAAGGUCCUGCGGCAGCGCAACCAGGAGCUUCUUGGCAUUGACGAGGAGAUGGAGUCAAUCAUGGGGCAAUUUGCGCGAAAGUGGGAGGUCAAGAAAGCCGAAGCCUCGCCCUUGUUGCACAACAUCUGCGCUCUGUCAGGCUGUCGGACAAUCAAGAUGUCCGGACAGCUGUAUCGGAAGCCUCGUCGUCACAGCACCUUCAAGCGGUGCCAUGUAGUCCUCAUGGCCGGGAAGUUGUUGAUAUUCCGGACCUCCCUGCGAAAGCGUAACGGCGCCGAAGUGCCUCAUAUACACCAAAGCUUGGAGACUACCAUUGACCUAGCCGACUGCUAUAUUUACUCGGGUCUUCUGACCGAUUCGGAUCUGCUCUACACAAACCAGACUUUUGACAGCAAUCGGCCCGGCCACCAGUCCCUCCCUCGCGUCUACCUCUCUACCGACGUGUACACAAGCAGUGACGAAGAUACUGCGAUCGCGUUCGUGAUCUGGCAGCCUCUCCGCAAGAACUACUUCCGAUCGCGCGAAUACGGCACCAAGGGAGAAAAGCGGCAGCGACUGAAGCAGGUGUCGACGCUGGGCGUGCACGGGCGAACCAUCGUCUUUAAGGCGCGCAGCCGUGUCGAGAAGGAUCGGUGGGUGUUGAGUAUAGCAUCCGAGAUUGACCGAAUGCAAAAUGACCGACCGGAGGAUGUGCGGAUAAUCUCUCAGCAGAACUAGCGACUGCAGCUUCUAGGUAUGUAGUAGUUAACGUUAAAUGCCUGCGCGCGUGCAGCUCUAAAGGUCUAGUUUAUAUACGAGCGAAGGCGCGCGAGAGAGAGAAGUUUAUGUACAUAGUAAUCGAACAC